Messenger RNA from Chlorella variabilis, 1512 nucleotides. RefSeq lists its product as hypothetical. The coding region runs from base 1 to 1512 and encodes 503 amino acids. Lineage: Eukaryota; Viridiplantae; Chlorophyta; Trebouxiophyceae; Chlorellales; Chlorellaceae. The transcript is spliced from 4 exons. The record is from RefSeq and is a predicted model, not a curated record.
AUGGCAACCCCGGUCCCCUCUGAGCUGCACCUGGCGGUGCACGAGCGGGACGCAUCGGCGCUGGCCGCGUUGUUGGCCAGCCUGUCCCUGGCGGCGAUGCUGGGGCACAGCGCCGUGCUGGGCGCCCUCUUGGACGCCGGCGCAGUGCCCAACCCAGCCUGCGCGCGGCGGGCGCUCCACCCGCUGGCAGCAGCAGCCACGUCAGUGCACCGCUCCUGGGGCAGCGGCAGCAGCAGCGAGGCAAUGGUCUCGGAGCAGACGGCGGUCGAGAUGUGCCAGCGGCUGCUGGCGGCGGGGGCCGACGUGGUGGCGGCUUGCUGCCCGCCACACCAUUCUUGGCCCGGCGUGUGGCUUGUGUGCCUGGAGAGCCGCGCCAUCCAGCGGCUGCUGCUGGCAGCCCUGCAGCAGCGCGCCUGCGGAGUCCCCGGCACCUUCUGGCCCACCUUCCAGCAGUGCUCGGCGCUGCUGCUGCUGGCGGCGCAGGCAGACGACGCCCGCGCCUACCGCCACUUUGCGGCGGCCCUGCCGACCGCCAGCCUGCCCUCCCAGUAUGCUGCGCUGGCCGACGAGGUGGUGGCCACAGCCUGCAGCGGCAGCGGGCAACGCCAGGUGCUGCGUUGCAUGGCCGAGAUGGCAGCGGCGGCGGCUGCAGGAGGCGAGGAGGCAGGCGAUGCGCAGGUGCUGGGGCCGGGCGCUGCAGCCCCGGCCGUGGCACCAGCAGCAGCGGCAGCGGCAGCUGCGGGGCAGCUGGCUCCUUGUGUCGGGGUGGUGCUGGAGGCAGCGCUGGCGGGCGCUGCGCAGGAGGGGCAGGCAGGGGAGGUGGCGCUGCUGCUGUCGGCGGGCGUGCCGGCAACCGCGGCAGCCGUCAGAGGCGCGGUGGUAGGGGGGCAGCUGGAGGUGCUGGCCCAGCUGCUGCCCAGGGUGGCGCCGGCGGGGCUGCUGCCAGCACAGCCUGCCCCGGGGGUGGUGUGGGCCGUGCCCAGCGGCUGGCGGGCGGCCUCGCAGUACCCCUGCCCGCUGCACACCCUGCUGGCUGUGCAUGCCAAGGAGGAACAGGAGGCGCUGCACCCGCGCAGCCUGGCCAUUGCAGAGGCGCUGGCGGCGGCCGGCCUGCGCCCGGCUGUGUACCGCGGCGUGGUGGUGCAUGUGGAGGGGGAGGAGGGGCCCCGCCGGGUGCCCAGCUUCGACCCCGCACGCCACGACCCCAGCCUGCAGGCGCAUGUGCGGGGCGGCGGCAGGUACCUGUGGCUGGCCGCCACACGUCCCGCAUGGUCCCGCUCCCAGCACCGCAGCUUCCCACCCGCCUUCCACACCGCCGCCCGCACGCUCCUGCUGGCAGCCCACCGCGCCCAUGCACCCGGCGGCAGCGGCACAGCUGGCAGCCGCACGCCGUGUUCCCCAGCAAGCGCUCCGCCUGUGCCGCCGGCCCUGGGGUGCCUGCCAGAGCAUGUGCUGGAUGAGAUCCUGCACCUGGCUGCCUACCCGCUGUCGGCGUGGGCCGCUGUGGCAUAA